This is a messenger RNA of Gracilinanus agilis (Agile Gracile Mouse Opossum), 555 nucleotides long. It is a transcript of the gene GREM1, whose product is annotated as gremlin 1, DAN family BMP antagonist. The transcript has a single exon. The record is from RefSeq and is a predicted model, not a curated record. The coding region runs from base 1 to 555 and encodes 184 amino acids. Gene Ontology annotation, biological process: animal organ morphogenesis. NCBI's taxonomy places the organism in Eukaryota, Metazoa, Chordata, Mammalia, Didelphimorphia, Didelphidae. Gene Ontology annotation, molecular function: BMP binding; receptor ligand activity.
AUGGGUCGAACAGCCUUCACUGUGGGGGCUUUGCUUCUGCUCUUGGGCACCCUGCUGUCUGCCACAGAAGGGAAGAAGAAAGGAUCUCAAGGCGCCAUUCCACCUCCUGAUAAGGACCAAUACAAUGAUUCAGAGCAGACUCAGACUCCCCAGCAGCCUGGAUCCAGGAACCGGGGGCGGGGGCAGGGCCGGGGCACCGCCAUGCCAGGGGAGGAGGUGCUGGAAUCCAGCCAGGAGGCACUGCACGUGACGGAGCGCAAAUACCUGAAGCGGGACUGGUGUAAGACGCAGCCUCUCAAGCAAACCAUCCACGAAGAGGGCUGCAACAGCCGCACCAUCAUCAACCGCUUUUGCUAUGGCCAGUGCAACUCCUUCUACAUCCCCAGGCACAUCCGCAAGGAGGAAGGCUCCUUUCAGUCAUGUUCCUUCUGCAAGCCCAAGAAAUUCACCACCAUGAUGGUCACGCUCAAUUGCCCUGAAUUGCAGCCACCCACCAAGAAGAAAAGGGUCACCCGGGUGAAGCAGUGUCGCUGCAUAUCUAUUGAUUUGGAUUAG